Molecule: messenger RNA, 1242 nt
Organism: Phytophthora infestans T30-4
Lineage: Eukaryota; Oomycota; Peronosporomycetes; Peronosporales; Peronosporaceae
Product: protein kinase
Exons: 1
Coding region: 1-1242 (413 amino acids)
Biological process (GO): protein autophosphorylation; peptidyl-serine phosphorylation; autophagosome organization
Cellular component (GO): autophagosome; cytoplasm
Molecular function (GO): protein serine/threonine kinase activity; ATP binding
Source: RefSeq, a predicted model, not a curated record
AUGGGCAACCGGUUAAGUUCUCUUGUCGACUGCGUUCUGGAGUAUCUGGAUGGACUCUCUGACAUGCUGCCAGUGCGUUCGUGGCUGAAAUGGCGCUCGGACUCGAAGAAGCAGCUCUUCCAAGAGAAACUUGAGCCUCAGAUGGCUGCAGCUCGACACAAGUCCGUAGUGCGUGUGACGAGUUUAGUGGCUCCUGGACCUGACGACAUUCCGCAUCUCUUCACUACUGCUCGUCCUCUGAACGUGGAGUGGAAUCUCUGUGAUAAAGUGGACCCUGCCAGACGCGUGGACGUCGUGAGUGACCACAAACUGCUUCGGAAGCGACGUAAAGGCCUGUUUGUGGACAAGAACACGCGACUACAAGUGCAUUGUGACACCCGAACGUUGGCGCAGAAUGAGCUGGAGAUCAUGUGCUACCUCUAUAACUUCUGCGAGACAUACAAACAGCCAGUUCACAGGAAUAUCGUGCGCUUGCUUGGCUAUUAUCCCGCUGGAGAUCGACUCCACGAGAUUAUUGAGUUUUGUGAACUUGGCUCGCUUAUGAAUGCUUACAUUGAGAGUCCACAAGAAGGUCUACGUCUUACGUUUUCCCCUUCCGAAUCGGAAGUAUGUGACGCGAUGUUCCAGAUCUGUUCCGGACUUCAGUUUCUACACGAACAGGGCAUUGCACAUGGCAAUCUUGGGCUUGAAAAUAUCUUUGUGACUAGUGACAAUAUUCUAAAAAUUGGGGACUUUGAACAUUCCGUGUUUGUGGGGUCAGAUAACCAACUCCAGCCGCUAUCGAAGCUACCUCCACCUCCUCUGAAAACGUAUAUCGCACCAGAGGUCGAAGCGUUCAAGCCAGGAGAACGUCUAGAUCUUCAGAAAGCCGAUGUCUGGUCGGUGGGGAUUAUUUUCAUCUUGCUACUUACCAAGAAGCCGUUGUUUGAUGCUGCGCGAUUGGAUGACAACGGGUUUCAGAUGUUCUGUCGUGUGGGACUGCGUUCCUACUUGAAGGUCAUGUAUCUGGAGCAGUCGGCGAUCUGUAAGCUGUCAGAUGAGCUUCUGGAGUUUGCGGAGGGGCUUCUGAAUUUGAACGCGAGCUUACGGUUUACGAUGCGUGAAGCUUUGGCCUCCAAGUGGCUGAAGAACGAAAAAGGCUCUCGGAGGCUUUUGAAGCGGGAUAAUAGCUUCGCUGUCGCCUCAUUACAGGCCGAUGCUGUGGCUGCUCACUUAACACGAAUGGACAGUAAACUAGAGUGA